AUGCUGGGCCACGAGACCUUCGAGAAGGUUUACCACGCUCAGAACCUCCAGCCCGACAAAAGCGUGUCGAUGAAGGUCAUCAGGAAAGAGAAGGUGAUCGGAGUCGGGAUGGACCAUAUCAACCGCGAGAUCUUAGUCAUGAAGAUGGUGAAGCAUCCAAACAUCGUUGAGCUCCACAUGGGGUGUUUUUUAUUUACUUGCAAGUAA
Molecule: messenger RNA, 207 nt
Organism: Linum tenue
Lineage: Eukaryota; Viridiplantae; Streptophyta; Magnoliopsida; Malpighiales; Linaceae
Source: the annotation of a GenBank genome assembly